CGACGGCCAGCGAACCGAGAUCGUCUGCGCUGUCGUGCCACGGCCACAUGGGCCAUGUCUUUGAGAACGAAGGCUUCCCUACGCCGACGAACCACCGCCACUGCGUCAAUAGCAUCUCGAUCAAGUUCCAGGCGGACGAGACACCCAUGAGCCUCGAUGAGGACGGCUGCGGCAUCCUGCGUCGCGUGGACGGUGCCAAGUACGGGCAGUUUUACGACGGUGCGUCGGAUCAUGUCCUGAACCCACUCAAGAAUCGGUCGACAGACACGCGGCUGGACGGGCAGCCGGGGCAGCUCCUCGUCGGCUUCAGCUUUGGCGGCAACGGCUUUGCCAACUACCGCACAGGCCAGCAGCGCUUCGUAGCCACUGACGCAGACGUGCUUGUCGCUGGUGAGGACGGCGAAAUAUUGCAGCACUAUCGCUGGGAUCCGACCUCGGCGACGACGCUGCUACGACGCCCCAUCGAUCUGCAGCUCAACUCGGUCAUGGCGCUCCAGUGCUCGAGCCAAGCAGCGAUACAGCUCACCGUCAAGCACCACAGCGUUCUUGUGUUCGAACUCGGACGACCCGUGCGGGAAUCGUACCUCAACAAGAUUCAGCACCGGCGGGUCGACGGGUCCCUCGAGCUGGCCAUCCCGCGGCCGUCGCUCGUCGAUCGCCAAGAUCGCCAGAACGAGACGCCGACCAAGAAAGCGCAGCGCUACAACUGGCAUCUGCCGCGCGUCUCGGCGAGCGGCCGCGAAGUCGACAAGGUGCGCGUCCGGUCGCACCUCCAGCCGCUCGUCGAGACCAACAAGUCGCUGGUGCUGCGGCUGAAAGCCUACACGACAGCGAUUGGGCAAAAUGUAAACGACCAAGUCGAGGCCCAGCGCAGCAUUCCUUGCCACAGCUUCUUCUCGCCGAUCAAGCGCCAGCAGAGCUACAUCCCGUCGGCCAAGAUCGUCAAGCCCAAGGCCAUCAUCAAGACCCUCCCGCGCCUCCACCCGCGGUUCUUAGACCACAUGGUCGCGCGCAUGAAGAGCACCCAGCUCCUCGUUGUUGUCUGCUCGAAUCUCUCGACGUCCGACUGCGUCCAGGCCGAGCGCAUGCUGGCGACGAUCGAAGUCGAGUGGGCGACCGACGACACCACGUACGACGAUCCCAUCGGUCGAAUCGGUGCACGAAGAAGCAACGCGUCGUGUAGGCGGCCCGUCGACGACGACACGCCGCCGCUUCACAACCAUGGGGCGUACGAGGACCCGGCGCCCGACCGCGCGCUCAGCGCCAAGCGCAUCGUGCUCGCCGACUGCUCAACCUCGACACUUCUGAGCUCGCGCCACAACUUUCGCGUCUACCCCAUGUUCCUCAUGUACUAUGGCGGCCAGCUCGGGUUCUGCGCCAACACGUUCAACGGCUUUGGCCGAUCCGCAAAUGACUUUGCCGCGCAGGUCAAGACGACGCUUCGCAGCUGUCAGCGCAACCAGUUCCUCGCCGCCAACUUUCGGUUUCCGUCCAUGGACGACCCGAUCGUGUCAUAG
Messenger RNA from Saprolegnia parasitica CBS 223.65, 1517 nucleotides. RefSeq lists its product as hypothetical. The coding region runs from base 48 to 1517 and encodes 489 amino acids. NCBI's taxonomy places the organism in Eukaryota, Oomycota, Saprolegniomycetes, Saprolegniales, Saprolegniaceae. The record is from RefSeq and is a predicted model, not a curated record. Gene Ontology annotation, molecular function: peptide-methionine (R)-S-oxide reductase activity. The transcript is spliced from 12 exons.